UUUCAGCGUUCGCGUCCACCGUGUCACCGCUGACGUCGGCUGACACUCGGUGGAAGCCCCUCUCCUUCCCUCGCGCUUUUUUGUUCUCCGGUUUGCUUCAUUCGCGAGGGUUCGUCGUGUUUUCCUCUCCUCGAGCUUCAUGCGGGAGCCGCUUUUCUAUAUCAAUGUGCAUUAAUGUAGGAGACAACGUGGAAGAGAUAAGGUGAGAUAACCUUGUUGAUAACAAAGAGCACUACGCGAAGGUCUGCGUUUGAUUGUGACAUUGGCGGACUUGUUACUACCACGCGCUUUGAAAACUCGACUACAGUUGUCUGCAUGUGUAACUGCAUGUUGAUAGAUGUCGAUAGAAGAGCUCUUAUCUCCUCACCUGGCACCUUUGUUUUGGAUUUGCCAAGGAUUUCCUAAAGCGGCAGUGGGCAUACACGACUGAAGGAUUUCGGGUUUUAGUCUAAUUCGGGAUCUAUACAUCCAAACUGGGAUCUAUGAGCGGAAAAGUGGCUAAGCCUAAAGAAGAAAAGGAUGCUUCAAAGGUCCAGGAUGACGCUGCCCCAGGUACCCAGGAGUACAUUAUGUUGCGGCAGGACUCCAUCCAUUCUGCGGAUAUAAGGGGUAAAGGCUCCCCUUUUCGUGCUAAGUGUCACGAAAUCUUCUGCUGCCCGCUGAAGCAAGUCGUCCUCAAAGAGAACUCAGAGCCCGAAGAGCCCCAGCUGAAGGGGAUCGUAACGAAGCUGUACAGUCGACAGGGCUUUCAUUUGCAGCUCCAAGCAGAUGGAACCAUCGACGGCACUAAAGAGGAGGACAGUGGUUUCACCAUGUUCAACCUCAUACCAGUGGGCUUGCGAGUGGUGGCCAUCCAGGGAGUUCAGACCAAACUCUAUCUGGCCAUGAACAGCGAGGGCUACCUGUAUACAUCAGAACACUUCACACCAGAGUGCAAGUUUAAGGAGUCUGUGUUUGAGAACUACUACGUGACGUACUCCUCCAUGAUCUACAGACAGCAGCAGUCGGGCAGGGGCUGGUACCUGGGCCUGAAUAAAGAAGGAGAGAUCAUGAAGGGCAACCAUGUGAAGAAGAACAAGCCUGCUGCACACUUCCUCCCCAAGCCUUUGAAAGUGGCCAUGUACAGAGAGCCGUCUCUGCACGACCUGACCGAAUUCUCUCGUUCUGGUAGCGGCACGCCAACCAAGAGCCGCAGUGCCUCCGCUGUGCUGAACGGGGGCAAAGCUGUGAGUCAGAACGAAUCAACGUAGCCCGGUUUACCCGGCCCGGCCCGCUACCUUACGCCUUCACCAAAACCUCUGAAUGCUUGUGACUUCACACAGACUUCUCUCCAAAAAGCUCUCAGCGGUUCAGGACAACACCAAACAUAGCAUAACCACACACUAGACAAACAUCCGAUUGGAUUUCUUUAUAAUUAGCUGGUUAGAUUUUUUCGGGGGUGGGGGGAGGAGUGGUACAUUUAGCUUGUUUUCCUUUCUGAUCACCACUAUGAUAGCCUUUUCCACGUGAAACAGAAGUUGUAGCCUUUCAUAUCCAACGGGACGUUUGGUUUCAGUCCCUCUCAGCAUAUGUUCAUAUACUAGCAUAGCAGGUCCUGAUCAAGUAAUGCAUUUGUUACGAGUUCAGGGCUCUGUCCUGAGUGUGGAGCGAUAGAGAAGCGCCCGUCCCGGUCUUUUGCGGGGGGGCUCUGUCAUUAUGUGCACUCGCUCAGAGGGCUUCGACUCUCUAGCAAGGGAAUAUAAAGCCACACGUACAGAGAAGCUGAGCCUCUCGGAAAAGCGAGAGGUCGUGGCUUGCUAAUUGUUUGAAUUAGCUGUGAGCUUUUCUUACUUUCUCUUCCUCAUGUUCUUCCCCCAGUAUCAGUGUUUUUUUUUUUUGUUUUUUUUAGCGACUGGAUAUCCAGCGCACCAAAGACAGAACUGUGAGAGUUUCUCCUCCAGCAGUCGGACAAUAUAAUAAUGCAUGACAGGAACAGAUUUUCUUUCUUUUUUUCGGAUUAGUGAGAGGUUUCAGUAUUCGAGGAGAUGGAUGUGUGGUUUACGAGGGCUGUUCGAUGUCUCCCAUUCUUCCUUCUGUCUCUUUUUCAUGUCUUUUUCUAAGUUCCUUUAGUCUGUGUGCUUGUGUUUUUUGGCCUUUCCUGCCCAUGUCGACUCUCCUUUGGUCACCGUUUUCGGUGAUUUUUUUCGAGACAUGGCGGGACUCCCCACCUGGACUCUGUUUUGUGUAUAAGUAACUUGCGGUGGUGACGAUUUUCUAUAUAAAAUGAGCAAACAAAAAAAUGAUACUGUGGAACUUAAGUUGGUUGAAUUUUUUUAGGGUAUGUCUAAUUUGUAAAAGUGAACAA
Molecule: messenger RNA, 2344 nt
Organism: Danio aesculapii
Lineage: Eukaryota; Metazoa; Chordata; Actinopteri; Cypriniformes; Danionidae
Gene: fgf13a
Product: fibroblast growth factor 13a
Exons: 7
Coding region: 483-1250 (255 amino acids)
Biological process (GO): animal organ morphogenesis; positive regulation of gene expression; regulation of cell migration
Cellular component (GO): cytoplasm
Molecular function (GO): fibroblast growth factor receptor binding; growth factor activity
Source: RefSeq, a predicted model, not a curated record